AUGGUGGCGACAAAAUAUCUGAGGAGGAAAAUAUCAUUCCCUGUCCCUCUCUUUUUUCCUUCUUUCAGAUCAGUCAAACCCUCGAGCACUUUUCAAAACCCUAACCCUGAAUCCGGAAACCAUCAUCGAUUUCAAUCAACCGUGAUGAAUCGUUACGACGACAGAAUUGUGGACGCCGGUUCUUACCAUCAGCGUCGGAGUGAUUUUAUGGGAUUACCGCCUACGGCGGGACCCCCUGCGGUAGGUGCUGCUCCAAACUACGUCCGCGGUGGACCGGCUCCAUUCAGAGGUCCUCCAGCACCACCACCGUCUUUUGUCGGCGGUGGAAGAGCUGCUGGAAGUGGAUACCCUCCUUUCGAACCUGGUGUUCGGGGAGGUUUUAAUAUUGGCGCAGGUGGGGGUGGAAGGGGAGGGAGAGGGUUCGGCUCUGGGAGAGAUGGUGGUGGAAGAAUGAGCAAUGGAGGCUUUGAUGGUGGUAGAGGCAGAGGAGGUAGAGGUUUUAAUUCAGGUCGCGGUGGCAGCAGAGGUGGCGGUGGCGGUGGUAGAGGUUUCGACAGAGGAUAUCAGGGUGGUGGGCGUGACGGAGGGAGAGGUGGGCGAGGUGGAGGGAGGAGCUUUGAUGGUGGUCGUGGUGGUGGUAGAGGAGGAAGAGGAAGUGGCGCUAAAGGGGACUUGGAUAGUAUAGCUUUACCAAAGCAAGAUUUUGGCAACUUGGUACCAUUUGAGAAGAACUUCUACAUCGAAUUUCCUUCUGUAAGGGACAUGACUGAUCAAGAGGUGGCAGUUUACCGUGGUCGGAGGGAGAUUACUGUUGAAGGACAUGAUGUCCCAAAGCCAAUCCGGAUGUUUCAUGAGGCAGGUUUUCCUGGUUACUGUCUAGAUGUCAUUUCCAGACUGGGAUUUGUUGAGCCAACACCAAUUCAGGCCCAAGGAUGGCCUAUGGCUUUAAAGGGAAGAGAUCUAAUUGGGAUUGCAGAGACUGGUUCUGGCAAGACUUUGUCAUAUUUGCUGCCUGCUGUAGUCCAUGUUUCUGCACAACCUCCAUUGGUUCAUGGAGAUGGUCCCAUUGUAUUAGUAUUGGCUCCUACUCGAGAAUUGGCUGUACAAAUCCAACAAGAAGCUGGCAAAUUUGCUUCGCAUUCUAAUAUAAGAAGCACUUGCAUAUAUGGUGGUGCCCCUAAGGGUCCACAGAUUCGUGAUCUUCAAAGAGGGGUUGAAAUUGUCAUUGGCACACCUGGUCGGUUGAUAGAUAUGCUAGAAGCUCGUCAAACAAACUUGAAAAGAGUGACUUACCUUGUUUUGGAUGAAGCUGAUCGUAUGUUAGAUAUGGGAUUUGAGCCUCAAAUCAGAAAAAUCAUUUCCCAAAUCAGACCAGAUAGACAAACUCUCUAUUGGAGUGCAACAUGGCCUAAAGAGGUCGAGAGUUUGGCAAGACAGUUCUUACGCAAUCCAUACAAGGUGAUCAUAGGAUCCCCUGUUCUGAAAGCCAAUCAGGCAAUAAACCAGGUAAUUGAAGUCGUAACAGACAUGGAGAAGUACAGCAGGCUUAUUGGAGUUCUGAAAGAAAUGAUGGAUGGAAGCAGAAUCCUAAUAUUUGUAGAAACAAAAAAAGGAUGUGAUCAAGUGACAAGACAACUUAGAAUGGAUGGAUGGCCUGCAUUAUCCAUCCAUGGUGAUAAAAGCCAAAGUGAAAGGGAUUGGGUGUUGGCUGAAUUUAAAAGUGGAAGGAGUCUUAUAAUGACAGCCACUGAUGUUGCUGCACGUGGUCUUGAUGUGAAGGACAUAAAAUGCGUGAUCAAUUAUGAUUUCCCAUCAAGCCUCGAAGACUACGUUCAUAGGAUAGGGCGUACUGGGCGUGCAGGAGCUAAAGGAAUUGCUGUUACUUUUUUCACACAUUCAAAUGCAAAACACGCAAGAGAGCUUGUUAAGAUUCUUCAAGAAGCUGGUCAAGCUGUUCCUCUUGCAUUGUCUUCUAUGACCCGGUCAACCGGUGGUGGAGGUUCUGGUGGGAACUUUAGAUCGAGGGGUCGAGGAGGUGGUGGUGGGUAUGGCAACCGAGGUAUGAUGUCGGGAUCCAACACGGUUCCUAUUGGUGGGAAAGGGCAUUGGUAGAGUAGAACACUUAACUUAUUGUAGGAUAUUUUUCUAAGACUACACUUGUUAUGGAUAUUUUUUCUGUUUUUCCACAGAAUGUAAUUGUAGCACAUUUUUUUUUUAAAGUUACUAGGAGUGUUUCACAUGUGGGUGGUAUGUUUCUUUUUGGAUGCAAAUCUAUUCCUUUUUAUUUUGUCAUAAAAUAAUUUUAAUGUU
This is a messenger RNA of Lactuca virosa, 2310 nucleotides long. The record is from the annotation of a GenBank genome assembly. NCBI's taxonomy places the organism in Eukaryota, Viridiplantae, Streptophyta, Magnoliopsida, Asterales, Asteraceae.